AUGAGUGACGCCAUGGGACCCGACAACCACGCGUCUCCAAACAAGCGACAGCGAGUGGGUUACAGCAGUAGCAGUGGAGGCAACCUCCGAAUGUGUGCCCAUUGUGGACGGACUUUUAAGCGCACCGAGCAUCUGGAGCGCCAUAUUCGAACACAUACCAAGGAGAAGCCUUUUCUGUGUCACUGUGGUGCAUCGUUUGCCAGGCGCGAUCUUCUUACGCGUCAUCAAAGAUUAGCUGAGCAUGAAAGUGAUGCACCAUCACCACCAGAACCUGUACAAGAUCAAAGGACCAUAGCACAAUCGACAAAUCAUGCUAUUGUCGGGGAUCAAGCAGAUUUGGCUGCAGCCGUGUCAUUGUCUGGAUUAAGUGUAGAUCCUUGGUUCUGUGCGAGAACGCAACAAGCGAUGCAACUUGCAGUUUCACCAGCAGCACCCUCAGUAGUCGAUCAGUUUCAACAGCAGACAGGGACAGAUCCUAAUCAAUUUGUUCCAAACUUUCUGUCUCCUCAGAUGCUCGAUAAUGGCGUCGAUUUUGAUACGCACUUCCGCGAGUUUACCAGUUUUCUGGAUGGCGUCGGUCUCUCUGCUGAGUGGAGUCCAUUCUUUGGAGAACCCGACAGGCCACAAGAAGUCUUCGAGCCAGAGAUAAGGCAAGAAAACAACGAGGCCGCAACUUCUCAACAAGGCGCACCAACUCGAGCUGGAACACCUUUCAGCUCAUGGCUACCUUCAGCACCUACUGGUAAUAGGAUAUCUAAUUACGUCUCCGAUACAGAUAAUCCGCGAGCGAGCGAUCCUAAAACUCGACCAUUCAAAGUCACAGAGGAACAACGAUCCAAUAUCAAGGCCUCUAUCAAAGACAAUGCACACCUUCUGGAUCCCGCUUUCUGCGUCCCCUCGAGACAUGCUCUCACACGUUACGUGACUUCCUUCUUUGGCGGCUUCCAUACUCAUAUGCCAUUUAUCCAUAUACCCACUUGGCAAAUCACCGAGCACUCACCUGAGCUCAUCUUUGGCAUUGCUGCCAUUGGUGCUCAGUAUUGUUUUGAGUCAAGGGCUUCAGAAAGGCUAUUCUUCGCUGGAAAGGCUCUAAUAAUGGAGAGACUACGACAAGACACAAAUGUUAUUGGCUUACCAGCAUUUCCCAUCACUCAUCCUGCCACAGAAAAUAAUCGACCCGCUGGUAAUACUGAGAAAGACUCGUCAGUGGAGACUAUCAGAGCGUUGAUCGCAUUGAUGGGCUUUGCGACCUGGGAGCCCAAAGCAAGUAUGGUGCAAGAAUCAUUUGCUUUGCAAGGAAUCCUCACGCAAGUCCUUCGCAAUGCCGGUCUUGAAGAUGUAGAAGAACCCAACUCGCCCACACCAUCGGAUCAACCAAGCGAUGGCAACUCCCUAUGGCAUGAAUGGAUUUCAUGGGUUAAGCAAGAGUCAAGCAGAAGAUCUAAGCUAAUCGGCUUUUCCUUUCUACACACACAUAGCAUUGCGUACAAUGUGUACCCAACUCUACGCAGCAAUGAAAUCGGUCUUCGGUUACCCUGCUCGACAAAGGAGUGGAAGGCUCCAACUCCAAUACUGUGGCGUGAUGCCGCGAAGGAGGUCCAAGAGCCGCAGCUGUUCUUUCGAGAGGCCCUGUCGUUGCUACUUAGGAACAAGAGUGAAUCUGCGCCUUUAUCGCCGAUCCCUACACCACUGGGGAACUACGUUUUGCUACAUGGAUUGCUUCAGAGGAUACACAUUGUGAGAGAUUUGAGUCUUCCAGUCACGAGCAGCUCGGCGGUCCUCCCAAAUGAGGAAGUUGAAAAGCUUGAACAUGGCCUACGAUCAUGGACUUCUUGCUGGCAACAAGCGCCCGAGUCAACCCUUGACCCCAAUAAUGAAAACGGACCUAUCCCAUUCACCUCCAGCUCUCUUCUUUCACUAGCAUAUGUACGCAUAUAUCUGCACCUCGGUCCCUACAGGCAACUAGAGACACGGGAUCCUCAGCGUAUCGCCAACGCCAUCGCGAGCAGUCCGGACAUUGAGCGAAGUGACGGAGUCAUAGCAGCUCUCCUCUAUUCAGCCCACAUGAUUGGCAUUCCUGUGCGACUGGGCGUCGAUCGGGUAGCUAAAAGCCAGGCGUUCUUUUGGAGCGUAAGACAUUCGCUCUCUGGCCUUGACUGUGCGGUGCUUUUGAGCAAGUGGUUGUCAAAGCUAGCUGAGACAGUUGCUGAUAAUCCACUAAGUGAUAGCGAGGAUCGAAUUCUGCAUUGGGUCAGAUGCAUUGUGGAAGAGGCUUACACUGUGGUGGACUUUGACCAGGGUCUUGAUCAAGAGGUUCCUAACAUGCUAGAUUUCAAAGACCCCGGGAAUCUCUGCCUAGCUGUUUUGAAGAUAUGGGCACACUUCUUCAAGAGCAACACGCAGUGGCCGUUUAUCAACAUCAUUGGCGUGGGUUUAGAAAAGUACCGUGAGAUACUCAUUCACCAAAGAAUAUGA
Fusarium sp. VM40 is the source of this 2475-nucleotide messenger RNA. The record is from the annotation of a GenBank genome assembly. Lineage: Eukaryota; Fungi; Ascomycota; Sordariomycetes; Hypocreales; Nectriaceae.